AUCAGCUUCGUCGCCGCAUCCAAUAUACCCUCCACAACCCCAGAGUCAUUAGCAGAUCUCCGUCAUGGACAAGUUUCAAGCUUUCGGCAAGAACAUCUCCGCCUCGUUCACCCCCUUCGCUGCGAGAACACAGCAGUAUGUCAAGGAACAGCUCGGCCAGGCUGAGGACAAGACCCAGCUUCCGCCAGACUAUAUCGAACUCGAAAAGCGAGUCGAUGCCUUGAAGAAGGUCCACAAUGCUAUGCUUCAAGUCACUUCUCAAUACUCGAAUGAAGCAUACGACUAUCCCGCCAAUAUCAGGGAAUCUUUCAACGACCUUGGUCGGACUGUCUCUGAGAAAGUAACCCUUUUGUCCUCUGCCACCUCCCCCGCCGAGGCCCAGGCCGCCCUCACUGCUCCUCCUUCCGCGAAACCCCAGCCGAAGACCUUCAGCCAUGCCAUUGCCCGCGCCUCCCUAAACAGCUCUCAUAUCUUGUCUGGUGAGCACGCCGGCGCCGGCGAAGAUCCCCUCGCUACUGCCCUUGAGAAAUUCGCCAUUGCCAGCGAGAAGGUUGGAGAGGCAAGGCUAAAUCAGGAUGCCCAGAUUCAGAGCAGGUUCUUAGCCGGAUGGAGUACGACUCUGAACACCAACAUUAUGUUCGCAACUCGUGCUCGCAAGGCCGUCGAGAACGCUCGGUUGAGUCUCGAUGCUACCAAAGCCCAGGCUAAGAGUGGCCCGGGCUUCCAUUUGCCAGGUCAGCCCGCCGGUCGGAAAGAUGGGUUGGAGGAGGAGAUGACCGAGGAAGCCCGCGCCAAGGUGGAGCAGGCUGAGGAUGAAUUUGUUGGCCAGACGGAAGAGGCCGUUGGUGUCAUGAAGAACGUCCUAGACACCCCCGAACCCCUCCGCAAUCUUGCGGACCUCAUCGCCGCCCAACUCGAGUACCAUAAGAAGGCAUACGAGAUCCUGUCGGAGUUGGCCCCAGUUGUUGAUCAACUGCAGGUUGAGCAGGAGGCCAGCUACCGUAAGGCUCGUGAAGGAGCAUGAAUCUAGCGAAGCUUUUUAGAAUGAAAGAUUGCGUCAUGAGGGGAUUCCGGGGGUCAGCCAGCAAGCAGCUAUACUUCUAGUGAUAGUUGCUCGGUGACAGUCCUGGUAUUCUCAGUCGUUGGGGGGUUUCUCAUUGCCACUGUCUCUGUCUCUAGUUUUAAGAUUUCCCCAAUGUGUGGUCUCAUCCCCUUCAAGGAUGCCCGUUUGCCUAUGCGAAUAGUGAAUAGAAUUUUUCCUGUGAUUUUGCGAUUGUACAUGGCGGCUCAAAGCUCGGGCCGAUGACUCGGCAUUUUAGGCGCCGAGAUCGUCCUUUGCUUGUGGCAUGAAUCAGCGUUUGUCUUCUUGCUUUGUUA
This is a messenger RNA of Lindgomyces ingoldianus, 1377 nucleotides long. RefSeq lists its product as uncharacterized. The transcript has 6 exons. The record is from RefSeq and is a predicted model, not a curated record. Lineage: Eukaryota; Fungi; Ascomycota; Dothideomycetes; Pleosporales; Lindgomycetaceae. Gene Ontology annotation, cellular component: cytoplasm. Gene Ontology annotation, molecular function: protein binding. The coding region runs from base 65 to 1024 and encodes 319 amino acids.